Molecule: messenger RNA, 675 nt
Organism: Prorocentrum cordatum
Lineage: Eukaryota; Dinophyceae; Prorocentrales; Prorocentraceae
Source: the annotation of a GenBank genome assembly
AUGGUCGACGCCCUCGUGGUUGCUGGCGCCCGGGCGGCGGGGCGGCUGCUGGCGGGGCCCGCCCUGCUCCUGUGCAGUUCGCGCUGCCCCGAGGUGCCGCCGCGCCCUCCGCACCCUGAGUACCUUCAGAUCCCACAAUCCCCGCCUGUCCAGGGGCGCCCGCCGUUGCCAGAGCAGCAUCCUGACGCGCUGGAGGAGGCGGCGACUUCGUGGUUUCAGCUGUACGCCGCAGCGCUCAGCACCGCCAUCGCCACGCUGGAGAUGAGGCGGGCGCUCGCGUGGUUCGCGACCGCAGAUGCGUUGCGGCACCAACUGCACGUCGCAGCAGCGGCGGGUUCGUCGGAUGCCGAUUACUUCACCACUUCGCCCGACGAGGACACGCACGAGGAGUCGCACAUCCUGAUGAAUCCCGACAUCGUUGGGGCGAGGUGGUACUCCACUCGGCGGCCGCCACCCUCAGGCGUGCCACGCGGCAUGGUCUACCGCUUCAGAGCCGCUCCGACUGCCGCGCAGCUCGCGGCCUGGGGGGCGGCCGCCGACGCCCUGGCCCGCGCGCUAGGGACCGCGGUCGAUGACGUACCGACGGAGCGAGCUGCUGACGAUGGGGGCGCCCUUGCUGGCCCGCCAGGGGUCGCGGCGCCCGCGGUGGACAUGGCGGGCACGAUCUGGGCGGCC